Messenger RNA from Phacochoerus africanus (Common warthog), 886 nucleotides. RefSeq names its product chromosome 14 C17orf78 homolog (gene C14H17orf78). The coding region runs from base 1 to 864 and encodes 287 amino acids. The transcript has 7 exons. The record is from RefSeq and is a predicted model, not a curated record. NCBI's taxonomy places the organism in Eukaryota, Metazoa, Chordata, Mammalia, Artiodactyla, Suidae.
AUGGAUACCAUCUUGGUUUUCAGCCUCAUCAUUACAUCCUAUGAUGCUCACAAGAAAGAACUCAGAGAUAGCAGCUGCCAAGUAGAACCCCUGCCUAGUCUCUUCCCAAAGGAUGUGAGAAGCAUCAGAGAUGUGCUAAUGCGAGAAGCCAAAAGGUCCACAUUCAUCCUAAAUCAGACGGUGGCUAUUCUACAGUGUAUUGGUUCGGGGAGCAAAGUCAAAAUCAACCUUGCAUAUUCGGAGAAAAGGCGAAAGGUCAAGCAUACUCUGAAGAGCCUGACAAUCGUGGCUGUUCCCCAUGGAAACAGCACUGCCUCGCCAAGCUGUCACCUAACCCCCACAUCCAAGCUCCAGACUGGAUCCCUUGUAAUAGGCAAAGCUUUCUUACCAGGGAUCUCCCAGUGUAAAGCCUAUCCAGUGAUGGGGGCCUCGUCAGAGACUUUUCCUGCCACGACCCCCUCCAUAACUCCUGGGAAUAAAGAAAGAGAGAAGACUACGAGUACUGAUGAUUUUUCUACCCCCUUGAAACAAGAUGAGGACCUAAAGAAGAGACAGAAAUGGAGCAUCCUGGUCAAAUUUCUGAUUGCUAUCAUCCUGCUGUUAGGCGGAAUCGCCAUUACAGUGUUUGUCAUUUUUGAAGUCCCGUGCCCUACUCAAUGCCUAAGAGUCAGAGAGCAAUGCAGAUGCCAUCGGUUGUGGAGAAGGCAAAAGAAGGCAGGCCAGCAACCUGGGGAAGCUGAAGCCCAGCCUGACUCUCAGCCCAAGAAGGAAAGUAUUCUCUGUAUGGUUGGACAAGAUGUUCCCAACUCAUCAAGCCCCAGGAGAGCUGCAGAGACCACUGUGGUCCACCAGACAUACUUCUGAAAAGUGCUGCGCUGCCUCGCAC